UUCCGUCUCAGCGCGCAUGCGCAGAAACCAGCUGUCCUUUCGGCCUCGCUUUGACAAUGGCGACUCGUGGUGUGUGGCUGUUGACCCGUUUGCCCCUGUGUUCGCAGACGAGAAGUCCAGUCCAGUGUCCUGCACUCAGGCGUCUCAGUUGUGCGGGGACUGUGGCCGCAGGGCUCAGGAGAGAAGAGCAGCCUUCAGGGAGCGUGGAGACAGGCUGUCAGGACAAGACUCCCACGAAGACUUUCUAUGAGGAGCAGGACGAAAGGCGAGAACAGGCCCAGCGGACCGUGUUGGUACAUUGCCCGAGUAAAAUCAGUGAAAAGGAGUUUCUCAAGCAUCUAUCCCAGCAUGGCCCUGUUCAUAGUCAUUUCUUCUAUGAGAGCUUUGGGCUCUAUGCUGUCGUGGAGUUUUGCCAAAAGGACAGUGUAGAUUCCCUGCUGAAUGUGACUCAGAUUCCAGCCAUGGGCAUGGAGGCAGUGAUUCCGUUCAGAUCACGUUUCUUAAAUUUAAAGCUGAAGAGUCCAUCAAGGCCCGUUUCUGAAAUGUCACCUAUACAGCCAAGCAAUCAGUUGCCUCCUUCAAACAGGAAGCUUUCUGAAUUACUUUAUUCUGCAGAAAGUGUAGAUGAUCAGCUGAGCACACUCCUGAAGGAAUUACAGCUGACAGAGGAGAACACCAGGCUCCGGUACCUCAUCUGCUCUCUUAUUGAAGACAUAGCGACUGCCUAUUUUCCAGGCUGCACCAUCAGACCCUUCGGCUCUUCAGUGAACACUUUUGGGAAGUUGGGAUGUGACCUGGACAUGUUUAUAGAUCUCCAUGAAACUAGGAAACUCAGAACACACAAGAGAAUAGGAAAUUUUUUGAUGGAAUUUCAAGUGAAAAAUGUUCCUUCAGAAAGAAUUGCAACUCAGAAGAUCCUGACUGUGAUAGGAGAGUCCCUUGACCACUUUGGACCUGGCUGUGUGGGUAUCCAGAAAAUUCUCAAUGCCCGGUGUCCACUCGUGAGGUUCUCCCACCAGGCCUCUGGAUUUCAGUGUGACUUGACCACUAACAAUAGGGUUGCCUUAAAAAGCUCUGAGCUCCUUUACAUCUAUGGUUCCAUGGACUCAAGAGUAAGAGCCUUGGUGUUCAGCAUCCGCUGCUGGGCUCGAGCACAUUCUUUAACGAGUAAUAUUCCUGGUUCUUGGAUCACGAAUUUCUCCCUUACAAUGAUGGUCAUCUUUUUUCUUCAGAGAAGGUCACCACCCAUCCUUCCAACUCUAGAUACCCUAAAAGCCUUGGCAGAUACAGAAGAUAAAUGCAUAAUAGAAGGCAAUAAUUGUACAUUUACUCGUGAUUUGAAUAAAAUUAAACCUUCAGAAAACACAGAAACAUUAGAAUUACUAUUGAAGGAAUUUUUUGAAUAUUUUGGCAAUUUUGCUUUCAACAAGAAUUCCAUAAAUAUCCGACAGGUAAAUGUCUUGGGACGGGAACAAAACAAACCUGAUUCUUCUCCUCUGCACAUUGAGAAUCCUUUUGAAACUUCUCUCAACAUAAGCAAAAAUGUAAAUCAAAGCCAGCUACAAAGAUUUGUGGAGUUGGCCAGAGAAAGCGCCUGGGUUUUACACCAGGAAGAUGCAUAUCUCCCUUCCUCAUCCAGCAAGCCGCCCUGGGGGCUGGCUGCCCUCCUGCUGCCCUCAGUAAUGCAGAGUACAAAAAAACAGAAGAAGCGUUGUGGGAGUGAAAGAAUUAAAAGCCUGUUAGAGUCCAUGAAAAGCGGCAGUCCAGAAAGUUCUGCAAACACCAGUAGGAACUGAACAGUUGGUACUCAGACAUAAUGGUUGCUGUUUUGUGUUCAGAACUGGUUUUGUCCUGUGACCCGGCCUGUGGAGGGCCUAGAACUGGUGUCCCCAAGUUCUGCAGACCUCCCGUAUCAUCUGAUGUCACUUUGUGCGAAUUUUUCAUUGGCCCUAACCCUGACCUGAAGUUCUGGAACAUUUUCAGUCUGACCAGUCUGACACAUGGGUGGCAUUUUAUUAAACAGAAGUCACAGGAAUGGAGGAAUGUAGAUUGAAAUGUCCUUUAAAUGAGCUACACAAAGUGAGUGGUAAAAGUCAAUUUUAGAAUCAAACCAUUGUUGAUAUCCACAUCAUUCCCAGGUUGGGAAACAUUUAAAAGGACUUCUAGUUACGUACAUAUGAAGAUAAAUACAAUAAAACUUCAAAAUUUGGUAGUACUCUUAUAGUAUGUGUUUUUCUGUUUUUCAAGCAGUUUUCUUUUUUUUUAAGCAAAGUUUUCUUAAUCACAUAUAAAUUAAAACAGGUUGGUACUGAUACCCAAAAAUAUUUUAAAAAUAUAUAAAUGCAGAUACUUUAAUACUACAUUCUAAGUGUUCUAAAUUAAAUAUGUAAAAAUACUGAUACAUUGUUUCUAAAAUACCAGUUUUCCUAUUUUUGAGAAAUCAUGUUUCUACUAAAGUGUAAUACACUGUUCCCAAUAUCCCUUCACUUCUUUUUUUUUUUUGAUAUCGGGGAUCAAACUCAGGACCUUGCGCUUGCGCAGCAGGCGGCGGCACCACUGAGCUAAAUCCCCUAAACCCCUUCACUUCUUUUGAGAAUUCUCUUCCUACUGUAGGAACUGGCAGGGAGGAAGGAAGGAAAGGUGAGGAGAGGAGAGAGAAAGCUGUAACUUUCAGUUUAAGAAGCAAAUAAUAUCAUUCCAGGCCCCAAAUGCUUUGCUUUACAGCCCUGAUAAUAGUGCCCACUUCACUAGAUAACUGUGAAUGCGAGGUGCACAAGGUUAGGUAGGCCCCAUGUUAAAUGUGCCUUAACCUGAAAUGCUUAGAAACAGUGUACCAGACAUUUCUGGCUUCUUCCAAUAUAUGCUUGUACCUGGUAAAUUAUCUUGAGGAUAGGACCCAAGUCUAAACAUAAAGUUAACUGAUGGUUUGCAAGUGCCUUAUACAUACCCUAGUAAUUUUUUACAAUGUAUAUAAUAACAUGGUUUAUGAAACAAAGUUUUGGUGCAGAAUUUUCCACUUAUGGGACCGUGCUGGCAUUUGAAUUGGGAUAGCCAACCCUAUUUCUCUUUAGUUUUGACUUUCAAGUAUUUGUUGUAUGUAAUUAUUUUUCUCACUACCCAAAAUUCAGAUUUAAAGUUUGUAGUGGUUUUAAGAAAUUUUGCACUUAAAUGUUAAGUCAGAAAUUAUAGUGAACCCUGCUUGAGUGUUUUGAGGCCCUCAGCAAUAGACCUGCUACGAAGCAAGUAAGUUCUGUCUCCACAUGGCUGUGCUGUUGGGUCUUGCAACUGAAUCCAAACAAGUAUCAGUGUUCUCUAAUACAGGCAGUAUCCUGAAACUGAAAUGCGUUCUUCAUUUGUUCUUUAAUUAAGUUUAUUUUAGGGGGCUAGAAAUCAGUACUGAUUUAAAACGUUUAUAGUUAAGUGUUUCUCAGUGAUGAUUUUUCUUUCUAUUUGUAGAUGUUUGAUCAGACAUUUUCUUUUCUAGCUUGGCGUUAAAUCUAGACGGAUUACUUAAAUAAAAUAUGUGUAUGUA
Heterocephalus glaber (naked mole-rat) is the source of this 3532-nucleotide messenger RNA. RefSeq names its product mitochondrial poly(A) polymerase (gene Mtpap). Gene Ontology annotation, molecular function: poly(A) RNA polymerase activity. The record is from RefSeq and is a predicted model, not a curated record. NCBI's taxonomy places the organism in Eukaryota, Metazoa, Chordata, Mammalia, Rodentia, Bathyergidae. Gene Ontology annotation, cellular component: mitochondrion. Gene Ontology annotation, biological process: RNA 3'-end processing.